Spodoptera exigua (beet armyworm) is the source of this 1880-nucleotide messenger RNA. The record is from the annotation of a GenBank genome assembly. Lineage: Eukaryota; Metazoa; Arthropoda; Insecta; Lepidoptera; Noctuidae.
GUGCAACGUUAGACGGAGUGUUUCGCAUCCUGAAACGGGAAUCGGGAAACUUUAUUGAAGUCGUAUUUUGAACUUGUUUAAAAUUUCUCUGUACUGAAAAUUCUAUUUGAUAUGCAAAUAAUUUAUAAUCUUAGAGAAGUUUUGUCGUCGUGUGCUAACCAUGCCAGGCGCAAAAUAUGAACAGCUGCCUAUGAAGUCAGAAGGAGAAGAAGACGUGUUCACAAGUAAACCAAAAGCGAAAUGGUCAGAAGUAUGCUUUCAAAAAAGUUUGCUGUCCUUGGGGUUAAUCUUGCUGUAUUUCUCGCUGUCGAUUGGACUCACCUUUUAUCAGCGUUGGCUACUAACAGACUUCAAGUUUCCGCUCACCGUGGUGAUGUACCACCUCAUAGUUAAAUGGAUUCUAUCCGUUUGCGUGAGGGUGGUACUCCAGAUUAUCACAGGCACUCCUCAACUAAUACUGCCAUGCAUGACCUGCCUUAAGUCCGUUGGGCCAACUGGCUUGGCCAGCGGCAUUGAUGUAGGAUUCUCGAACUGGGGACUGGAGUUAGUCACGAUCUCCCUGUACACAAUGACGAAGUCCACGACUAUCAUCUUUAUUCUCUUCUUCGCAAUCAUGCUGGGACUCGAGAAAAAGUCAUGGUCUCUAGUGGGCAUAGUCCUGAUGAUCUCAACGGGCCUCAUAAUGUUCACAUAUAAGGCCACGCAGUUCAACCUCCUUGGGUUCAAUUUCCUGCUGAUCGCGUCCUUCGCGGCUGGUCUGCGAUGGACGUUCGCGCAGCUACUGAUGCAGAAAUCCAAGCUGGGUCUACACAACCCUGUCGACAUGGUAUUCCACGUGCAGCCGUGGAUGUUCGUCUCGCUGCUGCCCUUCACGAUCAUGUUCGAAGGGUUUGCUUGCUACGACCACCUCCAGAAGCUGUCUGCAGAUAGGCUGCUACCCACGAUCCUUAAGGUGUCGGUCGGAGCCACGAUCGCUUUCGCCAUGGAGAUCAGCGAGUUUCUAGUCGUAACCUACACAUCUAGUCUGACGUUAUCCAUCUCAGGAAUUUUUAAGGAAAUGUGCAUUCUGGUGCUGGCGGUGGAGGUAAGCGGGGACGUCCUCUCUCCGAUCAACGUGGUGGGGCUGGCGGUCUGUCUGCUCGGCAUCUGCGGCCACAUCGUGCACAAGGUCAUCUUCAUCAAGUCCGUGGCUGGGACCAUCCAAGCCGUUGACGAGGAUUUCGACAAGAUCCGACGGCCAUUGAAGAUAACAGGCGAGCAUGAUAAACCUCUUCUAGAAGACCAGACGUGGCCCGCGAGCGAGGAGAGCGACUUCGAUAGCAACGUGGUACUUUUCGAAGUACUACAGCGCCGUGACGGUAGGUAAACAGGUCCCGGGAGUUCCGAUUGGUCACCUCAUAACGACGACGGGAGGGGAAUUUGUCCGGUUUUCAUUUAUACCUAACGCAAUCGCUUUUUCUCUAUUUUUUCUGAUGGAAUGAACAUGCGCAUGUUGCAUGUUACCGUGUACGUUACAUAAGUAAAUAUGUAUUUAUUUUUUAUUCGUUACAUAAAAUCUAUGUAAGAAUUUCCAUUGGACAGCAUCUUGCCGAGAUUACGAUUCGAAGCGACGCAGCCACCUGAUACGUUGGUAAAAGGGAGUCUAAAGUAUUUUUCUGUCUUGAUAUUAGUAUAAGAUAUGACCUUCAAGAAGUAAUUACGGUAUCCGAGCGUUGUACUAGUACCUAAUUGGUGAAAACAUUGGUUGGUCAUUUGAAAACUUGAGCAAAUCGCCUCUCCCACUUAUUUCCAUUAUUUACAUUAAAUAGAUACUACCAAAGUAUUAGCUCAUUGUAAAAUUACAGUUAGAUACAUUAGAAAUAGCAAUGUUUGCACUUGGG